Raphanus sativus (radish) is the source of this 1195-nucleotide messenger RNA. RefSeq names its product probable transcription factor At5g61620. Gene Ontology annotation, biological process: response to auxin; response to gibberellin; response to ethylene. NCBI's taxonomy places the organism in Eukaryota, Viridiplantae, Streptophyta, Magnoliopsida, Brassicales, Brassicaceae. Gene Ontology annotation, molecular function: zinc ion binding; DNA binding. The transcript has 3 exons. The record is from RefSeq and is a predicted model, not a curated record. Bases 76 to 1047 code for a protein of 323 amino acids.
ACACGCAGGGAUUAAAGAUAUAAAUACAAUCCGUGACAUCGUGAGAGAUUCUAGUUUGCGUGACGUCGUAGAGAGAUGGUGAAGGAGGUGGUGACGACGGGGAAGACAUGUUCACAUUGUGGCCACAAUGGUCAUAACGCACGUACAUGUCUUAACGGCGUUAACAAAGGAAGCGUCAAACUGUUCGGCGUAAACAUAUCGUCCGAACCGAUUAGGUCGCCUGAGGUAACGGCGUUAAGGAAGAGUGUCAGUUUGGGAAAUCUUGAUGCCCUUCUCGCUAACGAUAUCAGUAACGGUAACGGUGAUCCAAUUGCCGCCGUCGAAGAUAACGGUUAUCAUUCGGAUGGUCAGAUUCAUUCUAAGACGGGGAGAUCCGCUCAUCAGAAGAAAAAGGGGAAGCCAUGGACGGAAGAAGAACAUCGGAUCUUCUUGGAAGGAUUGACGAAACUCGGAAAAGGAGAUUGGAGAGGAAUCGCAAAAAAAUUCGUGACGACAAGAACACCGACACAAGUCGCAAGUCAUGCUCAGAAGUAUUUUCUUAGGUUAAAUGCUAACGACAAGAGAAGAAGACGUGCUAGUCUCUUUGACAUCUCUCUCGGAGAUCAGAAGGAAGAGAAGAACUCUCAAGUGAUGACGACAGAUGCAUUAACAUCAUUAUCGAAGUUUCCAUCUAGACAACCAAUAACCGGAUCUCAAGAACAGGUUCAAACCCAAGCUGAGAUAUCAAACCGGUUUAAGAAUCUAUCAAUGGAGCACAUGCCAAUCUACCCAACCGUGCCACCUUACUACAACUUUCCAUCUGUUAUGAUACAUCCAAUGUACUACUAUCCCAAUCCUGAACAUGUUAGGUAUGUUCACCCUUCCGGUAUACCUGUACCAAGGCCUUUACCGAUUGGUAUGCCUCUACCUCAGGCAAAUGAUUCUUCUCGUAUACCAAAGAAAGAUGGUUUGGAACUUGAUAUCAGUCUGCGUCCUCCUCCUCCUCCUCCUCCACAGUCUACCGCAGAAACAGACUUGGCGGGUCAUGGCGUCAUUCAUGUGAAGUGAAAUGACAUUUUAUUUUUGAUAUUUAUUACAGAUAGAGGUAUGUUAAUUGUUUUCUUAGUUAUGUAUUCUACAUAUACCUCUUUAUUCAGAAGUUUUGUCAACCGGAUUCAUGUACAAGUUUUUUGAAGAAAAUAUACUUGGAUUUAAA